Molecule: messenger RNA, 926 nt
Organism: Topomyia yanbarensis
Lineage: Eukaryota; Metazoa; Arthropoda; Insecta; Diptera; Culicidae
Gene: Sf3a2
Product: splicing factor 3A subunit 2
Exons: 2
Coding region: 129-866 (245 amino acids)
Biological process (GO): spliceosomal complex assembly
Cellular component (GO): U2-type prespliceosome; nucleus; catalytic step 2 spliceosome
Molecular function (GO): nucleic acid binding; zinc ion binding
Source: RefSeq, a predicted model, not a curated record
UGCUUUUCGUUUAUCAUCAGACUGCUGAUGAAGUUUUCGAUUUUCGUAUUUUCUCAAUAUUUUUUGAAUUUUGAUAGUGAAUCUAGUUAUUAAAUAAACUCUGCAAGCAUCGCAUAACAUUUCUCGGAAUGGAUUUCCAGAAUCGCGCCGGUGGAAAAACCGGAGGAGGCGGUGUCGCCUCCUGGUCGGAGAGCAAUCGAGACCGGCGAGAACGCCUCCGGCAGUUGGCGUUGGAAACAAUCGAUCUGAACAAGGAUCCAUAUUUUAUGAAAAAUCAUCUCGGUUCCUACGAAUGCAAACUGUGUCUGACUCUGCACAACAAUGAAGGAAGCUACCUGGCCCAUACUCAGGGUAAGAAGCAUCAAGCAAAUCUGGCCCGCCGUGCGGCCAAGGAAGCAAAAGAGGCUCCCUCGAGCAUGCAACCGGAGAAGCCUCGCGUAGAACCGAAAAAGUUUGUUAAAAUCGGUCGCCCUGGCUAUCGAGUAACGAAACAACGCGAACCGGACAGUCACCAGCAGUCGCUGCUGUUCCAAAUCGAUUACCCGGAAAUCACCGACGGUAUUAUCCCCCGUCACCGCUUUAUGUCUGCGUACGAGCAAAAGAUCGAACCACCGGAUCGUAAGUGGCAGUAUCUGCUGUUUGCAGCCGAACCGUACGAGACCAUUGCAUUCAAGGUACCCUCGCGGGAGGUCGAAAAGACGGACGGAAAAUUUUGGACUCACUGGAACAAGGAUACGAAACAAUUUUUCCUGCAGUUUUCCUUCAAGCUAGAGCCGAAGAUAAUUCCACCACCGCCACCGAAUAUGCGCAUUCCGCUUCCAGGUAGACCGAUUUUCCGGUUGGACACGGCACCCACCUGGGAUUGAGAGUGUGAGGUGAUGCAAGUAAAAUUUAUGAGAUAAACAUUUUUUCGAUUUUUCUUCAAA